AUGGGAAAAACUUCUGGGGAGGAAAAAGAGUGCCACAUAUGCCCGAUUACACAUGAAGAUAUUAAAUCAAACGACAGUAGGCUCGUGCCAAUCAUCAUAAACAGCAUCCAUAAGCCACAAAGGACCCACAUCCAACCAGUACGACAAACUUUGAUCGCGCAAAUUGAAGCGGGCAAUGCGAUGGGCAGCCUUGUUCGCUUGGCGAGGAAUAUGACGAACAGCAGCAGACGCAGACCUGACCAGCUUUUGAAACAAUCCACCAGACCUCCCUCAGCAGCAAGGCAUUCCUCCUCGCUGUUGGCCAGAGAAGCUGCUUGCAAGGAAUCAGACUCAAUCUCCAGAGGCACUAGAGAUGCGUCCAACGCAAAAGAGAGUCCAACUUUAAGAGCAUACAGCUCUGUUGCUAGUACAGAGAUCCGACUUGGCGCCCGCAUAGCUAGAGCCCCAACCAGAUUUCCAUGA
This is a messenger RNA of Prunus armeniaca (apricot), 462 nucleotides long. NCBI's taxonomy places the organism in Eukaryota, Viridiplantae, Streptophyta, Magnoliopsida, Rosales, Rosaceae. The record is from the annotation of a GenBank genome assembly.